Molecule: messenger RNA, 1126 nt
Organism: Malaya genurostris
Lineage: Eukaryota; Metazoa; Arthropoda; Insecta; Diptera; Culicidae
Exons: 3
Coding region: 341-1024 (227 amino acids)
Source: RefSeq, a predicted model, not a curated record
ACUGACUAGAUAACUAUUUCGAACUCAGAGUGACAGUUUAUUUGAUUAUAUGCAUACCAAAUUUGGAUUCCAGUUCAAAUGUAAGAAUGUUUACCAUGAUUCGUUUGGAACGUAUUUUAUGUUCACGUAGCUACUCCAUCAUCGCAAACGAUAAGUGUAUUCCAGUAGCCGUUAUCAAUUAUAAAGAAGUACUACCUCCCGAAAUUGGCUAUCAUUCAUAUAUGAACGUUACCCGGAGUAAAGAAAUUAUAUUGCAAAGUAGUGUACUUCUUUUUAUUGAUCAAUAUACCAGCUUCAUUGGCAGCUACCAAUAACCUGAAUUAAGAACGGCUAAGGCAGUAUGGGAUCCACAAAUGCCUUAUCGCUAAUGGUGGCGAUUCUACUAGUAGUGAAUAUGGCGCUGGCAGUACGAGAAGAUCCUCUUAAAAUCUUCCCACAGUUGAAACGAUCGAGGAGAACAAUUCACGGGUUUGCCGACCUCCUAGUAACUGCACAGACGGAAGUUCUACUUUCGGAAGAGACUUUCAUACAGAAAACUUUACAAGACGAGUCUGCCUUGUUGAAUCAACUGACCGGCAGUGACGUUCAAGCGAGCGGCCCAGAAUGUCUGGAUUUCAUUACAAAAAGUGUCAAUCUGUUGAUGAACCUCGCUGGUAUUGCCUACACCAACUGUUUUAAUGAUGCCGAUAAUCGAAUGUUUGCAGAACUCUCAAAAAUUCCCGAGCUUGAAUUGACUCGUUCGGAUUACGAUCAAUACAAUCUGCUGGGAGUUUUCCGAGGGGAAAACAUAUUUAUUGAUCCAAUUACGAUUCAGAAUAAACUGACAACCCGAAUGCGAGCACCGAUAAACUUACCGACGGUUGCUCCCGAGACGGAAACCGCAUUGCGUACCACAUUAGAAGAACUGAAAGCAAAUUUCCGCAUAUGUAUGAACUCCGCUCAAACGAAACUAACCGAUACCCUUAAUUAUACAUCUCAGCAGGUAAAAGCAAUUUGUGCGGGUGAAGCUUCUAAACAAAUAUAAACUUUACUUACCACCCGUCGUCUGCUUGAUGAAAUAAUCGCAUAGAAUGCGGAACGGGAUCGAUUGAAUAAAUUAUACUUUGUGAUUUACUGAAAUAUCCAA